UACAUGAUGACGUAAAAUUCAUUCGCCGGACUGGGGUUCCGUUGGGACUGGUAGCAUCAAAAAUACCACCAGAAAUCUUUGUUGAAUUUUGUACAAAACAAGCAAAAUGCCGAAAGUUAAGAGGAGCCGAAAGCCGCCUCCUGACGGUUGGGAACUAAUUGAACCCACUUUGGACGAGUUGGAUCAGAAAAUGAGAGAAGCCGAAACAGAUCCUCAUGAGGGAAAGCGAAAGGUGGAGUCCCUCUGGCCCAUUUUUAGGCUCCAUCAUCAGCGCAGRCGAUACAUCUUUGACCUCUUCUACAAACGAAAAGCCAUAAGCAGAGAACUGUAUGAGUACUGUAUAAAGGAAGGCUACGCAGACAAGAACCUGAUUGCCAAGUGGAAGAAGCAGGGCUACGAGAACCUGUGCUGCCUGCGAUGCAUUCAAACACGAGACACCAACUUUGGAACAAACUGCAUUUGCAGAGUUCCUAAAAGCAAGUUGGAAGUUGGAAGGAUCAUUGAGUGCACUCACUGUGGGUGCAGAGGAUGUUCUGGCUGAGCUGCAGUUUUUGGACUCAUUGUUUUAUUGUUUUUUGUAUUUCAUUGAACAUCAGGACUCAUUAAGCCUUUAAUAACCCUGAAGAAUUUGUUUUUAUUUCAUUCAUCUGCAUCAGAAAUACUCAAUCACCCUCAGCUGUACUCAAAGGAUCAACAUUUUUUUUGUUAUAUUUAAAGACGUUAGAACAAUGAAUAGUAAAAUAACGGGGCCAUUCUGUUUUAGGGUUAAAUUUUCUUUAACAUUUAGAGUUUAAAGCAGGAAAAAAUGUUAUUUCUGAGUCAGAUCUGUCAUUCCAGCUUGUUAUUCCCACCGUCAAGGUCAGUUCUGAUUUAUGUAUGUUUUCGCUUGAAAUUUAAAUGCCGCUAACCUGACCAUAGUAUGAUUUUAAAUAAAAGCAUUUCACAUGCA
Messenger RNA from Austrofundulus limnaeus, 949 nucleotides. RefSeq names its product BUD31 homolog (gene bud31). The coding region runs from base 107 to 541 and encodes 144 amino acids. The record is from RefSeq and is a predicted model, not a curated record. Gene Ontology annotation, biological process: mRNA splicing, via spliceosome. The transcript is spliced from 4 exons. Gene Ontology annotation, cellular component: spliceosomal complex; nucleus. Lineage: Eukaryota; Metazoa; Chordata; Actinopteri; Cyprinodontiformes; Rivulidae.